AAUUAAUCCCUAAAUCUCAAAAAAACGAUUAUUUGUAUGAUAGAAUAAAGGUGCCACCAUUCUCACUCUUCAAUCGCGUUCUUGAAACGCUGCUUUUUGCUCUUCGAUUUUCUCUCCUCCGCGCUCCUCGAUCCAAUUCUGCAUAGAUUAAUGGCUGACCCUGAAUUAGAAGCUAUCCGGCAAAGGAGAAUGCAGGAGCUGAUGGCUCAACACGGGGCUGGAAAUAAUCAAAACCCUGAUCAACAAAAGGCUCAAGAUGAAGCUAAAAGGGAGGCCGAGGAUCGAAGGCAAUUGAUGCUUAGUCAGAUUCUCACUUCUGAAGCAAGAGAAAGAGUUGCCCGAAUUGCUCUAGUGAAGCCCGAAAAGGCCAGAGGAGUUGAAGAUGUUAUACUCAGAGCUGCUCAAUUUGGCCAGAUUUCUGAGAAGGUGUCUGAAGAAAAGCUGAUACAAUUGCUUGAACAGAUCAACACUCAAACCACCAAACAAACAAAAGUAACGAUCCAGAGGCGUCGCAGCGUUCUCGAGGACGAUGAUUAGGUCCAUGGUUCCUGUUUUGAGUACUUGUAUCUACAUGAGAAACCAGCUUGUGGUUAAUGCCUAUUUGCUUAUGUACUUGUGUGUUGUCUGACUUUGUUAGCACAAUGCUAAAUCAUCAGUUUUUGUACUCUUUGAAUCUUGUGCUUGUUUUAUAAUCCUACAAAUUAUUAUUAUUAUUAUUAUUA
Molecule: messenger RNA, 722 nt
Organism: Ipomoea triloba (trilobed morning glory)
Lineage: Eukaryota; Viridiplantae; Streptophyta; Magnoliopsida; Solanales; Convolvulaceae
Product: DNA-binding protein DDB_G0278111
Exons: 7
Coding region: 151-537 (128 amino acids)
Cellular component (GO): cytosol; nucleus
Molecular function (GO): DNA binding
Source: RefSeq, a predicted model, not a curated record